UUGAACUCGAGGGCCACGUCAGUCGAGUGCAGGACUGGGGUGAUUAAUGACUCUGAAACCGCACUGAGCCUGGAGGUGACCGAUCCUUCACUCCUCAACGGAGACGUCCAGGAGCUGGAGCGGGAGCACUCACGGGGUUAACUAAAGGAACGUGCUGGCCAAGAACAUGGCUUCGGAUGCCAGUCACAUGCUCGAAGCAGCCUUGGAGCAAAUGGAUGACAUCAUAGCAGGUUCUAAAGCAGCGGCCGAGUAUUCCAACGGGAUGUACGAUAUCGCCUCCCCCAUCCCACCCACCUACCUGAGGUCCCUGCAGAUCCUGCAGCUGGUGGAGGACUUGCGUUUGGGUCUGGAGAUGUUGGGGAGCGAACGUGAGAGAGAGGAAGUUCGGAGCCAGAUCCCUUCGGCCACACUGCAGACGGUGGCUAACUGGCUGGAUCAUUUCUCUGGCAAUCACCGUGCAGCUGUGAACAAUGAAACCUGCCAGGACCGAUUAGCGAGGUUGGAGAGUGACCGGGAGUGCCUGGUGCUUCAGGUGAGUGUGCUCACGGAUCAGGUGGAGGCACAAGGUGAGAAGAUCAGGGACCUGGAGUCUUGUCUGGAAGAACACCAGCUGAAGCUCAACUCAACGGAGGGGAUGCUACAGCAGGAGUUGCUGAGCCGAACAGCUCUGGAGUCCCAGAAGCUGGAUCUCAUGGAGGAGAUAACCACCCUGAAAAUUAAACUGGCUGGAAUAGAGAAGGACCGGCGGGAGAGUGAUGAUCCACAGAGGAGUAAGAGCUUACUCCGGGAAUUACAGAGGCUGAAAUCCAAGGUGGAGGAGCUGGAGAACGAAAAGAUAGAAUACAAGCAGAAACUGGAUGCCACAAAGGCCGAAAUCCAAAAUCUUCAGGAACAGCUCAACAUGAGAGACAUUGAGAUUGAGCGGUUACAGAGCCAACUCUCUUCCAGAGCUUCAGUGCAGAGUGACGGGUCAGACCGAGAGGACAUGUAUAGGAAGAAGCUGAAAGACAAACACCAAGAGGUGCAGAAACUAAAGGUUGGACUGGAUUCUCUACUGGCUGCCAAUGAAGAAAAGGAUCUGCGGAUUGAAGAGUUGAGUCGCCUCCUGUCCCAGUGCAAGAUGAUGAAGCAGAUGAUGCAGAUGGCUCAAGGUUCUUCAGAACAAAUACUCAUGGGGAGCAGUGAAGAGGAACUGAGUGUCUGUUCAAAGGUAGCGACCCCCACCAAACUGGGGCACUGUGAAGAAAUGAAGCCAGAGCUGUCAACCAGCAUCCACUCAUCCCCGGCAGAGCUGCAGCUGACUCCUGUCGAGAUCGAUGUGAGGACAGAACCAAGGAGGACAUCUGCUAGCCUGGAGGAGCUAAACAGUACCCGAUCCCCGAAGCAGCUCUCAGUCAGGGAGAAUGAGGAGCCCCCGCAAUCUGAGAGGAAAGCUUACCUGGAUGACAGCAAGUACCAGACCCUCCCUGGGAAACUCCCACCAUCCAACCACUUGGACAAGGCUGACCAGUUUCCUCAGACGCAAGGGUUGGCUGCAGUCCCAAGCUCAAUGCCAGGAGGUCCUGAAGACUGGGAGAGCAUGGCAGCCAAUCUGAACCGGUCCAGGAGCGCCAGCGCUCUGAACUUAGGAGAGACAGAGAGAAGUGUUGACUCCACCCUUAGCUCUCCUGACGUUUCACCUCUCUCCUCAACCACUGGGACAGACCAGUUCCCUCCGAAUUCCUCUGAGAACAAAAAGAACAAAGGGCUCAAGAAAUUCCUGGAAAAAAUACGGAGGACACACUCAAGUUCACUCCAGGACAAUGACGAGGGUGCACUGGAGUUCAAGAGAGGCGGUCUUCGAGCGACUGCGGGACCCUGUCUGGCGAGGUCGAGGGAACUGUCCAGUACGCAGAUAGAUCCCAGCACGCCUUUCCAUCAGUGGACAACUGACCAAGUGUGCGCUUGGCUCGAGGACUCUGGCCUUAGUCAGUACGUGGCUUUGGCCAGGCAGUGGGUCAGCUCUGGACAGACACUAUUAGCAGCAACGCCGCAGGAGCUGGAGAAGGAGCUUGGAAUCAAACACCCACUACACAGGAAGAAGAUCCAGGUGCUACAGAAGGCAGUGGAGAGCGGGCAGAUUGACGGCCCAGGGAAGCUCAGCCACAUCUGGGUAACACGUUGGCUGGAUGACAUCGGCUUGCCUCAGUACAAGGACCAGUUCACUGAGGCCAGGGUGGAUGGCCGAGUGCUGCAGUACCUCACCGUGAAUGACCUCCUGUUCCUGAAGGUUACCAGUCAACUGCAUCACUUGAGCAUUAAGUGUGCCAUUCACGUGCUCCACGCCAACAAGUUUCACCCCAACUGCCUGCGGCGAAGACCUUCUGAUGAGAAUCACACAAGUCCAUCUGAUGUCGUGCAGUGGUCCAACCAUCGUGUGAUGGAGUGGCUGAGGUCGGUCGAUCUCGCGGAGUACGCGCCAAACCUCCGAGGGAGUGGAGUCCACGGUGGCCUCGUUAUAUUGGAACCGCGAUUUAACUCUGAAACGUUGGCUUUGCUCCUCAACAUCCCCCCUCAGAAGACCUUACUUCGACGGCACCUGACCACACACUUCAACCUGUUGAUUGGUCCCGAAGCUCAACAGGAGAAGAGGGAGUUAAUAGAGUCCAGUAACUACAUGCCCCUUAACACCACAGCAAAAGUGAGGCCAAAGAGACUCAGUUUCUCACACUUUGGGAAUCUGAGGAAGAAGAAGGUUGACGGAAGCAAUGACUACAUUUGCCCGAUGGACUCGAUCCAGCCGGCAGCCAACGGCUCCCAGAGGAACAACAUUGGCUCCAGACCAAGGAAGGCCGUAGUGGACAAGGACUUGAGCAGACUGAGCCAGGUGGAAGAUUCCCAAAGGACAGUCCAACAGAUUGGAGCAUUCUCGGAAGGCAUCAACAACCUCACGACCCUGCUCUCACAAGAUGAAGUGCCGAUAUACAGGUUUGAAGUGGUGAAAGGGCCAAGAGGAGGUGAAGCGCUAACAAUGUAAUUGCCACAAAUCCACUGCCUGACCUCUGAUGUGACACAUACAUUUAGAAAUUGUUUGCACUGGGAGUGAAAAUUCAGAAUCAACAUGUUAUUUAUUCCAACUUUAAUCACACAUCUGAAUUAAUUUCAAAAAUAUAUUUAUUCCAUUCAGAACAAGAAAACCAUUGAAUUAAAUUUUGUUCACUGGAUAUCUACAAAACUCUGUUUUAAAGGUUCUUUUCAUUGGAGGAGUUAAAAAUUGACUUGUUGGUGAUGACUGCAGUUCCUGGAAAUUGAAAAAACAGUAUCUUGGUUACUCAAUUAUUAUGUUUUAAUGGUGUGUAUUCUGUAAAUUAAUUUAUAACUCCACAGCCAAAGGAUGGACUGAAAAUUUAAAGGUCCUGUUCUUUAAAGAUAUAUUCACCCAUUUUUUCAUACAGAAACUAAAGGAUUUUGUUUUAUGAUCUG
This is a messenger RNA of Pristis pectinata (smalltooth sawfish), 3462 nucleotides long. RefSeq names its product liprin-beta-2-like. The coding region runs from base 167 to 3016 and encodes 949 amino acids. The transcript is spliced from 28 exons. NCBI's taxonomy places the organism in Eukaryota, Metazoa, Chordata, Chondrichthyes, Rhinopristiformes, Pristidae. Gene Ontology annotation, cellular component: presynaptic active zone. Gene Ontology annotation, biological process: neuromuscular junction development. The record is from RefSeq and is a predicted model, not a curated record. Gene Ontology annotation, molecular function: protein binding.